AUGGCCCGAAAUCCCGUCCUGCUUCUGACACAGAGCCUGCCUCUCCCACCCAGCCCAGCUCGCUCCAGGAGACCGACGCGGUCGAACUCUCGAGCGCAAGGCAAGCGGUGGCGGCAGCAACCAUGGAAAAAAGGCGAGGAGGCGGCGGCGGGUGUUGUGGCGGCGGGUGCUGUGGCGGCGACAAGUAAGAACCCGACGCCCGCACCGCCAAGCAGGCUGGGGGGCGCAAGCCAGGGGCGUCGCUGUUUUGUUCCAGAUUUCCAUGCACCGUGGCGACAGCGCAGCGCCCACCAAGACAGGGAACGCGCCAGACCCCUCUCUCACCUCACUGGGAACGCAGUUGCAGAAUCCAGAGGUAUGGAUCUUUGGCUGUUGCGGUUUAUACUGGCAUUGGUGUCUAUGAGCGAUGCUUUUCCCACAAGCAAGGCUCCAUCAGGAAGACCACAGAUCAUGAAGUGUCGAUCACCUGAAAUGGAAACAUUUUCAUGUUAUUGGAGUAAUGGUGGCUUUCCCCAUUUAACUGCCCCAGCAACAAUGCAGCUACUGUUUUUUAAAAGAAACAUAGAAAGGGAGAGCGAAUGGAAAGAGUGUCCUGAUUACAUAACUGCUGGCGAAAACAGCUGUUAUUUCAACAAAUCUUACACCUCCAUAUGGGUUCCUUAUUGUAUCAAGCUAGUUGAUGGAAAUGAGACAUAUGAUGAAAAAUGUUUCCGUGUUGAGGACAUAGUCAUACCAGACCCUCCCGUUGGACUCAACUGGACUUUGCUGAAUGCCAGCCCAAUAGGCAUCUAUACAGACAUCCAAGUCAGCUGGAAGCCUCCACCCUCAGCAGACGUUCAGAAUGGAUGGAUCACACUCCAAUACCAGCUGCAGUACAAAGAAGUAAAUGAGACAAAAUGGAAGGAGCUGAAACCAACACAUGACAUAAAUUUGCCAGUGUAUUCUUUGAAAAUAUGCAACGAUCAUGAGCUACGAGUCCGAGCACAAGCAGUGUCUGAAAUUUAUGGGGAGUUCAGUGACAUGCUUUAUGUUUCUUUUGGUUCAUCAGGCCUGGUGCCAUGUGAAGAAGAAUUCCAGGUGCCUUGGCCUUUGGUGAUGGCCUUUGGAACUCUUGGCCUGAUGGUGAUGUUAUCGCUAGUCCUCUUUUCUAAACAGCAGAAGUUAAAGAUACUGAUUCUUCCUCCUGUUCCAGUUCCAAAAAUUAAAGGAAUUGAUCCAGACCUCUUUAAGAAAGGAAAACUUGACGAAGUCAACUCCAUCUUAGCCAGUCAUGGUAGCUGCAUGCCGCCUCUGUAUGGAGAUGACUCUUGGGUAGAAUUCAUUGAGUUGGAUUUAGACGAGGCAGAAGAGAGGACAGAAGGAUCAGAUACUGACAUGCUUCUUGGUGAUGACCACUUGAAGUCUCAUGGCUGCCUUGGAGUGAGGGAUGAUGAUUCUGGACGAGCCAGCUGCUGCGAGCCGGAUAUCCCAGAGACUGACUUCAGUGCAAGUGACACGUGCGACGGAACCUCAGACAUCGACCAGUCCAAAAAAGCAAGCCACAAAGAGGAGGAUCUCUUGUGCCUUGAUCAAAAUGACAAUGAGAAGCCAACAUCAGAUCUUGAGGGUGCAUCUGAUCACCCACGUGAAGACAAGCAGCCAGAAGCCUGUGUUUCUGUCCCUGACAAUACUGAGAUGAUUGGCCCACCUGUCCAAACCCAGCUAAGCAACCAGAGUUCAGUGGCAAAUGUUGACUUUUACACGCUCGUCAGCGACGUUACACCAGGAGGAAGGGUUGUGCUUUCCCCGGGGCAAAAAAUGAAGAUGGGGAGAGACCAGAGUGAGGCUCAGAAAGAAUCAGUUGCACAGUGCCAACCAAGCUUUGCCAUGGACAAUGCCUAUUUCUGUGAGCUAGAUGUGAAAAAAUGUGUCACUGUGACACCUCGCAAAGGGGCAGAGCCAGAAGUUCAAGACUUGAGCUUUCCUGAAAGUGCUUACUUCACCACCGAGAGCCUUAUCCCUAUUAUUGUGAAUCCUGCAACAGCGGCUGCCAAAGAACCAGAAAAUUCCGAGAUGCCUGUGGCAGACUAUACCUCCAUUCACGUUGUACAGUCUCCACAAGGCCUUGUGCUCAAUGCUACAGCUCUCCCUGUGCCAGACAAGGAAUUCAUUGCAUCGUGCGGUUACGUGAGCACAGACCAACUUAACAAAAUCCUGCCCUAGCUUUCCUUUGACUGUGUGGGAAAAUGUGCCACUCCCCUGCCCCUCCUAAGUCCACACCUCCAUGAGGCUCUGAAGUGCAUACGGAACUCCCUAAAAGCAGGGGCUUCACGAUGCACUUCAGUGUCCCAGAGACUUGUCAUGCUUGCAGGGCAUUUGCAAGCCCAUGCUCACACAGAGCUCUGUGUGCAUAUUGGAAUCUCUGCAUGCUCACUUGGAGCCUAUGAAUUUGGGGUAUAUUUAAAUGACAACGAGUUGGCUUGGGUGUGUGAAUGCUUAAACCAAAACAAAUGUGCUCAGUAUUUUCAAAGGGGUGGCAGUGCUGCUGCUGGUUUAGUCCCUUCUCCGUUUACCUGAGAUGUUGAAUCAAUUGCGUUAUUGCUGUCAUGUCUUGUAAAUAUUGUCUUAUGCAACGUUGCUAGAGCUCGUUCAGUAACAGUGACUGUCUUUUGUUAUUGUAGGUGUUUAUUUGGGGUCAUUCUUAAUGCAUUGGGCGAGAAUGUAAUGUAUCACAUAACACCUUUGUUCAGAAAGCUAAUGUCAGGUGUUUUCUGCAUGUUAAAUCAUACUAUAUGCGGAGAUGUUUAUUCUGGAAACUGGAGAAUGAAAUAUUGGGUAGGAAAGGGAAAAAUAGUUUGGCUAAAAAUACAUUUAUUUUGAUUUAUAUAAAUACACCUAUUUUAAUACUGUAGACAAGCAGACAUGGAUAUUUUAUAUUUACACUGCACACUGUAGUUUAAUUAUAAUGAUCCAUCUAUGGAAUGUAUCUGCUGCAAUCAUUGUAGCAAUUUAAAACAAAGGAAUAUAAGGAAAAUAAUUAUUUUUUACAGAAUGUUUUUAUACCUCCACAAAAAGCUAUAGAGAACUCUACAUGUAAAGUUGCUACGCUACUUUAUUGAGGCCUACUUGUUUCUUAAAAGUACUUUUGCAUUUUAUAUGUGGCCGACCACAACAUGUACAAACCAGAUACUUUGUCGCCAGAUUUUGUUAUUGUACCAACAGAUCAUACAGUUUGUAUAUCAGUAAAAACUAAAAUGGAUUUGGAUUUUUCAGGGCCUUUCAGGAACACUAUUCCACUUUUAUGGAACGUUUAGAAAUACACAAGAAUAAGCACUGGUGACUUGACAGUGCUAUUCUUCCCCAGAAAAAUCCUGAAGUCCUUUCCUCGGAAAACUAUUGAGGACCUCUCAGCACUAAUAUACUCAGUGAAAAAGCUGAGCCGGGGGCUCCAGGUUACUGUGAAGCUCAGACUCCGAAUCAAAUGAAGCUACAGAACUCAGUACAGUAUUGUUAACAAGUGUGUUUUUUCCUGCAUAUUCUGCACACGUCAGUUGUAGGGAAGCUUUAAAGAAGUAGUGUAGCUUAAGUCUUUUUUACAAUUUAUCUGUGUUUUCCUCUCUCUUUCUCUCUCUCUUGGUACGCCUUAACAUACUUCAAUCUCAAAUUUUGUUUACGUAAUGAAUGCCUCAAUUCAAAGGUCCAGCAUCCCCUGCUUACUUUCUCCAAGCUGUUUUAUAGGCAGCUGCUGUUGCUAGGCUGAGCCUGCAGGCUGUCUGGACCUGGGGUGGCUCCAGCACAGAAUUCUGAAGCCCAGUCCUCUGAGCUGGGACCCAGGGCCAGCGUAACCUCAAGGUUUGCUGUUCAAGCCACGGGAGUGCUCAAAGCUGCCUUGUACUGAGACACACCUUUGGUCCAUCUAGCCCAGUAUUGUUCACUUGGGCUGGCAGCAGCUCUCCAGGAGCUUAGGCAGAGGUCUUUUUGCAUCACCUGAUCGUUUUUGCAGAGAGGCCAGAGAUCAAACCUGGACCUUCUGCGUGCAAAGGACAUAGCCUGCCACUGAGCUGUGGGUACAAAGCUGUGCAGUUAAACAUUGCUGUAAACCAGGCAGUACUCAGGAGACUGCUUAUGCUGUUCCCUUGAUCGCAGAGCCUGAGACAAGGGUGCAGCAGCAGCCAUCAAAAUGGCCGCUGGUUGAUGUAUUGCCUUGCUCAUACUAAUACAUACCUGCAUACAGAACUGAGUGGAGAAAACAAACAUGACUCUUCUCAGUGAAUUGGCCUUAACAGAAUUCAGAUCUAUGGGAAGAAGCCUCAGAUUAACAGGAGUUCUUCAUUUCCACUGAUAUUACCUUAGGACAGGAGCAGUUUGUGGCCAUCUGAAAAGCUGUGAUAUUUUUGGUCAUUGACUGUGGAAAGGAAGCACCUUCCUGGAAACGUGUGCACUUUGCAGCUCAGUUAGUGGUCUGCUUUUUAAAAAAUAAUAAUAAAUGGGAUGAAGGUCCAGAUUUAGACUUUAAUUUACCAGUUGCCAAUGUUUGCCUUAGGCUACUAUCCUACUCACAUGCAGCACAAUCCUUACCAUGUUUACUUGGAAGUAAGCCACAGCACUCCAUGGAACUUACUUCUGAAUAAACGUGCUUAGGAUCACACUAGGGUUGCCAGGUUCAGGGCCUGAGAAUGAUUCUGUAUCUUUAAGAGAAGAGAAAAUUCAGCCAAGUGUAGGUUUUCUUGCAGCAUUGUA
Rhineura floridana is the source of this 4719-nucleotide messenger RNA. RefSeq names its product growth hormone receptor (gene GHR). The record is from RefSeq and is a predicted model, not a curated record. Gene Ontology annotation, cellular component: cytosol; growth hormone receptor complex; external side of plasma membrane. The transcript is spliced from 10 exons. NCBI's taxonomy places the organism in Eukaryota, Metazoa, Chordata, Lepidosauria, Squamata, Rhineuridae. Gene Ontology annotation, molecular function: cytokine binding; growth factor binding; peptide hormone binding. The coding region runs from base 1 to 2202 and encodes 733 amino acids. Gene Ontology annotation, biological process: positive regulation of peptidyl-tyrosine phosphorylation; cytokine-mediated signaling pathway; growth hormone receptor signaling pathway.